AACAAACUUUGACAGUUCUCACCGAGGGGCGUUCAUAAUUCAACAAGAAAAUAAGUUGACGCCAUUUUGUCGGUUUAUAAAUCAAAAGGAUAUCCAUUUUUAUUAGGAAUCAUCGCGUUUCCCUUAGAAAUUACGUGGAUAGUAAUGAGUCUGUGAUAGAGCCAGUGUAUUAAUCAGGACGAUAUUUUUGUUGUGAUAUGCACUAAUAUUGUUCUUUGUGUUAUUAUUUUGAGAUUUUGGGGAGGGUAGUAGGAGCAACUAAUAAGUGAUAAAGAUGAGUACAAAGGAUGAUGAGUACGAUUAUUUGUUUAAAGUUGUCCUAAUCGGCGACUCUGGAGUAGGAAAAAGUAACUUAUUGUCGAGAUUUACUAGGAAUGAAUUCAAUUUGGAAUCAAAGUCAACAAUAGGUGUCGAAUUUGCUACAAGAAGUAUACAGGUCGAUGGCAAGACAAUAAAGGCACAAAUAUGGGACACCGCCGGCCAGGAGCGGUACCGUGCCAUCACAGCGGCCUACUACAGGGGCGCCGUGGGCGCCCUGCUGGUCUACGACAUCGCCAAGCACCUCACCUACGAGAACGUGGAGCGCUGGCUACGCGAGCUGCGGGACCACGCCGACCAGAACAUCGUCAUCAUGCUGGUGGGCAACAAGUCGGAUCUGAGGCAUCUACGGGCCGUCCUCACGGAGGAGGCGAAGGCCUUCGCCGAACGGAACGGCCUGUCCUUCAUUGAAACCUCGGCCUUGGAUUCCACAAACGUCGAUAUGGCUUUCCAGAAUAUACUCACAGAGAUCUACAGAAUCGUCUCUCAGAAACAGAUCAGGGACCCGCCAGAGGGCGACACCAUCCGACCACAGAACGUAGAACCAAUAGAUGUUAAGCCGACGAUGAAUUCGGAUGGGGUGCGCAAACAGUGCUGUCAGUAAUGGUCUUAUCAAAAUAAUGCAUGUUCCACUAAACACAGAUUUCAGCAGGUAGCGCCGCCUUGUCCCACCCACCGUGGCUACUUGUUUUUUAUGUUAAUUUAUAAAAGUAUAUAAAUCUGAGUGUCCUAUAAUGCUAAAAAAAACGUAUUGUGACAUAGCGGAAAUGCCCACUCUGUUUGCUGCGCACUUUGUAGGCUGUCGUUUACGUUUUAUACCUUUCUUUUCUCCCUUGGAACUUUUUCUAUAAUAUAUAUAGUAGGUAUUAUAUAAGUAAUGAAUUGUUUAUUUAUCAAUAUGAAAGUUUUGUGCUUUGAAAAGAGGCACUUGUUCUAUAUAUAUUCUUAUUAGUACGUGAUUAUAAAAUUCUGGUGCAUAUUUGUCGUUGGUUUCAUACAAAUUGUCGUAAGACGUUACUUGAACAUUUCGGUCGUUUCUGUUGAGUACUAUUAAAAAUACUAAAAAAAAGUGUAAAUGUGCUACAGUUAAAUAUUCAUUACAUCUUAACGAUACUAUAAAUAUAAAUUACUGUCUUGACUGUUAGAAAUUGUUUACGAGAGGUCGUUUCACGCCGCUUUAUUCGGUUAACGCGGUGCGGGACGAUCUUUUGCCAUCGUGAUGCCUUUAGUUGAUUUAUUUCGAAAUUGUAGUCAGGAUUACAGAACUUGUAGAUAUAUACUUCUGUUAUAUUCUGUAGUAUAUUAUUAUGCUAGACAUAACGGUUAUUUUAUUUGGACACACUGAACAAAUGAUAUAAUUGUUGUAAAAUGUAAUAUAAGCUUCAUUAUCAAAAUUUAUUAUAAAUUUAAUUUUUAAAUAAAAUUUAUGUAACUCA
This is a messenger RNA of Anoplophora glabripennis (Asian longhorned beetle), 1754 nucleotides long. RefSeq names its product ras-related protein Rab-11A (gene Rab11). Gene Ontology annotation, cellular component: recycling endosome. NCBI's taxonomy places the organism in Eukaryota, Metazoa, Arthropoda, Insecta, Coleoptera, Cerambycidae. The record is from RefSeq and is a predicted model, not a curated record. Gene Ontology annotation, molecular function: GTPase activity; GTP binding. The transcript has 5 exons. The coding region runs from base 275 to 922 and encodes 215 amino acids. Gene Ontology annotation, biological process: exocytosis.